Messenger RNA from Elaeis guineensis (African oil palm), 1329 nucleotides. Lineage: Eukaryota; Viridiplantae; Streptophyta; Magnoliopsida; Arecales; Arecaceae. The record is from RefSeq and is a predicted model, not a curated record.
CACCACCUCGUCGGUUGGUUUGGCGAGGAGUCCUUAAUCUCGCUCGCACCUUCUCCUCUCUUUCCCUUCCUCUCUAGAAGGAGUCUUUUCUCCCUGCCAACACGCGUCCAUCUCGCCGGCCGGCCGUGCUUGUAUAAUCGUAAGAGACCAGGAUUCCUCCUCUAAUGCCUUCCCGUUCCUUUCUCUCGCGUCUCUCGUUUUCCUCCACGGUUAAUCCUAGGAUCAGGGAUAAUCGCUGUUAGAUUCUCGUUUCCUUCUUGCAGGGAUUGCUUAUUUCUUCCGGAUUUCGGGAAUAAUCGGAAGGAGUCACGAUGAGCGAGGUGUUUGAAGGCUACGAGCGCCAGUACUGUGAGAUCUCGGCAUCUCUCUCCCGGAAGUGCUCAUCGGCUGCUGUUCUUGAUGGAGAGCAAAAGAAGCAGAAGGUUUCCGAGAUUAAAUCUGGAAUAGAUGACGCGGAAGCUUUGAUUAGGAAGAUGGAUCUGGAGGCAAGAAGUUUGCAGCCGAGCGUGAAGGCUGGAUUGCUCGCAAAGUUGAGGGAGUACAAAUCGGAUCUGAAUAACUUGAAGAGUGAGCUUAAGAGGAUUUCAACUUCUAAUCCUAAUCAAGCGGCAAGAGAGGAGCUGUUGGAGUCUGGGAUGGCAGAUACACUAGCGGUGUCUGCUGAUCAAAGGGGAAGGUUGUUGAUGUCAACAGAGAGACUGAAUCAAUCUUCUGAAAGGAUCAAGGAGAGUAGAAGAACCAUGUUGGAGACAGAAGAGCUUGGCGUUUCAAUUCUUCAAGACCUUCAUCAACAACGCCAGUCUCUCUUGCAUGCUCAUAGUACAGUUGAACUGGAGCGACCUAAGUCUAGCAAUAGCUCAGCCAGUUUCGUAAUCGAGCAGGCUGAACUCCAGCCAAAUUUCCAGCCCAAAUCAAGCUAGCUUGUAAGCAGCUUGCUCGUUUGCCAGCACUAAUUAGGAGAGAGGAGGGAAAGAAGAUGGAGGAGGGGAUGGAUUGGGAGAGAGGAUGGUAUUGGAGGCACCUGUGGAACAUGCGAGAAAGCAAAAGAAUGAGGCACCUGUGGAACAUGCUAGAAAGCAGAAGAAUGAGGGAUACAGGAUACGGCACUUCUCCUUGCCUUAACCAUCAUUAGAUCUGAUUCACAUUGAAUGGUCCCAAUUGCUGUAAGCUUUAGUGCCAUUAGAUCUUGAAUUUAAUGGUUCUAAUGUUAAUAUGUAAAUACCCAUUUGAACCAUUAAAUUCAUAUGUAAUUACUACAAUGUCUUCAAACAAAUAUCGUUGACUAUUAAACUAUUUAUUAUUUAUUUAUUCUACAUAUUUAUUUAACUA